Molecule: messenger RNA, 9377 nt
Organism: Petromyzon marinus (sea lamprey)
Lineage: Eukaryota; Metazoa; Chordata; Hyperoartia; Petromyzontiformes; Petromyzontidae
Product: talin-2-like
Biological process (GO): cell-cell adhesion; actin cytoskeleton organization
Cellular component (GO): plasma membrane; cytoplasm; ruffle
Molecular function (GO): structural constituent of cytoskeleton; actin filament binding; integrin binding
Source: RefSeq, a predicted model, not a curated record
GAAUUCCUGCAGUCACGAAAGCUUUGAAUCGAAAUGGCACCUGUUUACGAGGAGCUUUCCUGUUGGCAUGGCAUGUGGUUGUAGCAAUCGCCUGUGGUGUGGGGGGGGGUUUGACUCUCAAUCGGAUGGUUGUGGUUUAAUUCCCAGUCACUGUCUGGUUCAGCACAUAAACUGUCUGCAGCACGCAGUCAAUGUGUAUACGUAUGUUGAACUUCUUUCGAACAAUAAAAUGCCAACCGUGCUCAUCACAGGUCUGAUAAAAUGACUUCUACUUUUCUGGAUGUCAGCAGUGGUUAUCAAAUUGGGAGGCUUUCCCCUGCAUUAGGAAUGUGGCAUUUCCACCACUGGUUCAGAACAUGCGAUUAACACUGCACCAUUGGCUCAUCCAUUCCGCAAAGCGAUUUGACCUCUCUUUCUUUUUCAAAAACCGGCAUGUUCUAAAUGUAUGGCGAUGUUUGAUUUGCAGGUUCCAUUGUGUAGACGGAGUUCCUCUUAACCAGAUCACGGUUCGCAGUACAAUUGCACUGAACUGGAGCCUGCCCCGUCAAUCCUGCAGUCAGGAUGUGUGUGUGUGUGUGUACCAUUCAAGGAAACGCGUGCAAAGAGAGAGUAAAAACACACAAGCUCCACCACUUGCUAAAGUGUGGGGCAUUUUGUAUUUGGCAGGAAGCGGAUGUUGUGAGCUGUGACCUUAUGAGCACGUGGCCUUGAAGAAAACCUCAGCACAGGAGGAAUCGUACAGGUUUUGACAGAGCGGGGGCACAGGCGUUAAAGAAGACUCGCCAAGAUGGUGGCCCUUUCGCUCAAGAUCUGCGUGCGGCACUGCAACGUGGUGAAGACCAUGCAGUUCGAGCCGUCCACUGUGGUGUGGGACGCCUGCCGCAUCAUCCGCGAGCGGGUUCCCGAGGCGCAGUCCGGCGAAGUGAUGGACUUUGGGUUGUUCUUGGCGGACGAGGACCCCAAGAAGGGCAUCUGGCUGGAGGGAGAGCGUAAUCUGGAUUACUACAUGCUGCGGGAUGGGGACCUGCUCGAGUACAAGCGCAAGGUGCGCCCUCUCAAGGUGCGCAUGCUUGAUGGCAUGAUCAAGACUGUGAUGGUCGACGACUCCAAGACGGUCGGGGAUCUGCUCAUCACCAUCUGCACGCGCAUCGGCAUCACAAACUAUGACGAGUACUCGUUGAUUUGGGAGGGUGGUGGCGAGGAGAGGAAGGAGGAUGGCCCCACGUCGCCGCGCACCGGCACGCUCAAGGGUGGCACGCCGCGCACCGGCACGCUCAAGGGUGGCACGCUGCGCUCGGGCACGCUCAAGAAAGACCGCACGCUGCUGCGCGACGAGAAGAAGAUGGAGAAGCUCAAGCAGAAGCUGCACACGGACGACGAACUGAACUGGGUGGACCACGGGCGCACGCUACGCGAGCAGGGUGUGGAGGAGAAUGAGACGCUACUGCUGAGACGCAAGUUUUUCUACUCGGACCAGAAUGUGGAUUCACGUGAUCCUGUUCAGCUCAAUCUGCUCUACGUGCAGGCUCGAGAUGACAUCCUCAACAGCUCGCACCCCGUCUCAUACGACAAGGCGUGCGAGUUCGCCGGCAUUCAGGCGCAGAUUCAGUUUGGGCCGCACGUGGAACACAAGCACAAGGCUGGCUUCCUGGAUUUAAAGGAGUUUUUGCCCAAGGAGUAUGUCAAACAGAAAGGAUCAGAAAAGAAGAUUUUUCAGGCUCACAAGGAGUGCGGCGAGUUCAAUGAGAUCACGGCCAAGUCCAAGUACGUGAAGUUGGCUCGCUCGCUGCGUACCUACGGAGUGUCCUUCUUCCUCGUGAAGGAAAAGAUGAAGAGCAAGAACAAGCUGGUGCCUCGCCUACUGGGCGUCACCAAGGAGUCGGUGCUGCGUGUGGACGAGCGCACCAAGGAGGUGAUGCAGGAGUGGCCGCUUACCACCGUCAAGCGCUGGGCCGCCUCCCCCAAGAGCUUCACUCUCGACUUUGGCGACUACCAAGUGGGAUACUACUCAGUGCAGACGACAGAAGGCGAGCAAAUUUCCCAGCUCAUUGCUGGAUACAUUGACAUCAUCCUCAAAAAGAAACAAGCAAAGGACAGGUUUGGGCUGGAGGGCGAUGAGGAAUCUACGAUGCUCGAAGAAUCCGUCUCGCCCAAAAAGUCCACCAUCCUGCAGCAGCAGUACAACCGCGUGGGCAAGGUGGAGCAUGCCUCCGUGGCGCUGCCGGCCAUCAUGAGGCCGGGCGCGGGUGGGCCGGACACCGUCAACUGGGGCAUGAUGCCUGUGGCCCAGCAGCAGGUCACCAGCGGACAGAUGCACAAGGGCCACAUGCCCCCGCUGUCUUCAGCGCAGCAGGCUCUUGUGGGCACCAUAACGUCCAGCAUGCAGGCCGUGCAGCAGGCACACGGGGACCUGGGAGACAUGGAUUCCCUGCCGCCCCUUGGCGACGACGCUGAAUCCCAGUCGUGGCGUCGGAACAAGAUGGACGAGUCCAAGCAUGAAAUCCACUCGCAGGUGGACGCCAUCACCGCUCACACGGCUUCCGUCGUCAACCUCACCGCAGGAGACCCCGCAGACACGGACUACACGGCCGUGGGCUGUGCCGUUACCACCAUCUCGUCCAACCUGACGGAGAUGUCGAAGGGCGUGCGUCUGCUCGCUGCACUACUCGACGAUGAGGGGGCCAACGGGCAGGACCUGAUGCAGGCAGCACGAGGCCUGGCGUCCGCUGUGUCCGACCUGCUCAAGACGGUUGACCCCAGCACGGCCGAGCCCCGGCAGAGCGUUUUGACUGCAGCCGGGAACGUCGGGCAGGCAAGCGGGGAGUUGCUGAGGACAAUCGGAGAGGACGAAGCCGACCAAAGCUUCCAGGACAUGCUGAUGCAGCUCGCCAAAGCCGUGGCCAAUGCAGCCGCUACCCUGGUACUCAAGGCGAAGAAUGUGGCUCAGCGCGCGGAGGACCCGGCGCAGCAGAACCGCGUGAUCGCCGCCGCCACCCAGUGUGCCCUCUCCACCUCGCAGCUCGUCGCCUGCACCAAGGUGGUGGGUCCCACCAUCCGCUCGCCGGCGUGCCAGGAGCAGCUGAUGGAGGCGGGGAAGCUGGUUGCACGCGCCGUCGAGGGCUGCGUGCAGGCGUCGCAGGACGCCACCGAAGAGGAGGAGCUGCUGCGCCAGGUGGGCGAGGCCGCCACUGCCGUCACGCAGGCCCUCAACGACUUGCUGCGCCACGUGCGCCAGUACGCCGCCAGCCUCACGGGCCGUGCGGGCCCGGGCGGACGCGAGGAGGAUGAGGAGGACGAAGAGGAGGAAGAAGAAGAAGACGAGGAAGAGGAGGAAGAAGAGGAGCUGCAGACGGAACCGUACGUCCAGGCCACUGACACCAUCCUCACGGCCACGGAGAACAUCUUCGGCUCCAUGGGCGACGCUGGCGAGAUGGUGCGACAGGCCCGCCUGCUGGCCCAGGCCACGUCGGACCUCGUCAAUGCCAUCAAGGCGGACGCUGAGGCCGAGCAGGACCAGGAGAACGUUCGUAACCUCCUGGCGGCGGCACGGGUGCUGGCGGACGCCACAGCGCGCAUGGUCGAGGCUGCCAAGGGAGCGGCAGCCAACCCGGAGAACGAGGAGCAGCAGCAGAAGCUGCGGGAGGCAGCCGAGGGCCUGCGCGUCGCCACCAACAUCGCGGCACAAAACGCCAUCAAGAAAAAACUCACCAACCGCCUCGAGCAAGCAGCGAAGCAGGCAGCCGCUGCCUCCACCCAGACCAUCGCGGCGGCGCAGCACGCCGCCUCCUCCAACAAGAGCCCCAACUCACAGCAGCAGCUGGUGCAGAGCUGCAAGGUGGUGGCGGACCACAUCCCCCAGCUCGUGCAGAGCGUGCGAGAAAGCCAGUCGACCCCGGACAGCCAGCAGGCCCAGCAGAGCCUCAUCACGUCCAGCCUCGGCUUCCUGCAGCCCGGCAACCAUCUGGUGGCAUCGGCCCGUGCCGCCGUUCCGUCGGUGGAGAACCAGGCGUCGUCAAACCAGCUGGGCACUUGCGCCAAGAACCUGGCAGCCUGCCUGUCCGAGCUCCGCGCCGCCGCGCACAAGGCCCAGCAGGCGUGCAGCCCCACGGAGGGGCAAGACUCGGCGCUGGCGCUCGUGCGAGCGCUGGAGAAUGAGCUGGAGGAGGCCAAGACCGAGGUGGCGCAGGGGCGCCUCAAACCGCUGCCUGGCGAGACGCUGGAGUCCUGCUCUCUCGAGUUGGGUUCUGCCUCCAAGACCGUGGGCUCAGCCAUCGCACAGCUCCUCACUGCCGCCUCGCAAGGAGACGAGAGCUUCACCGACCACGCAGCACAUGAGGCGGCGGAGGCCCUGCGCGGGUUGGCCGCGGCGGCCCGUGGGGUGGCGGCUAACACGGCCGACCCCCUGGCCCAAGAGGCCGCGCUGGAGACGGCGCGCGACGUCAUGGACAAGUCGGCCAACCUCCUGCAGGAGGCCCGCAAGGCGGCCGCCAACCCCAGCGAUCCCGACAACCAGCAGCGCCUCGCGCAGGUAGCCAAGGCAGUGUCCCUGGCUCUCAACAACUGCGUGAACUCGCUGCCGGGGCAGAAGGACGUCGACUCCGCGCUGCGAAACAUCAACGACGCCAGCAAGCGCCUACAGGCCGACUCGUUCCCACAGAGUGGCCGCUCGUACCACGAGGCGCAGAGCGGACUCACGCAGGCGGCCGCCGGCCUCAACCAGGCCACUGGCCGCGUGGUGCACGCCUCCCACGGCUCCAGCCGCGAGCUCGCCACGGCCUCAGGUCGCUUCGGCCGAGACUUCUCCGAUUUCCUCGACGCCGGCAUCGAGAUGGCCGGCCUCACACAGACCAAGGAGGACCAGGUACAGGUGAUUGGGAACCUCAAGAACAUUUCGGUGUCCUCCUCCAAGCUUCUGAUGGCAGCCAAGUCGAUGGUGAUUGACCCUGCAGCCCCGAACGUGAAGAACCAGCUUGCGUCUGCCGCCAGGGCGGUGACGGACAGCAUCAACCUGCUCAUCAGCAUGUGCACACAGCAAGCGCCCGGCCAGAGGGAGUGCGACAACGCCCUGCGUCAACUCGAGGCUGUGCGUGGGAUGCUGGACAAUCCGACUGAGCCGGUCAAUGACCUUUCCUACUUUGACUGCAUCGAAAGCGUCAUGGACAACUCCAAGGUGCUGGGUGAGGCGAUGGCUGGCAUCUCUCAGCACGCAAAGACUACCGAUCUGCCUGCAUUUGGCGAGUCCAUCGGUUCCGCGUCAAAGGCCCUCUGUGGCCUCACGGAGGCUGCUGCCCAGUCGGCGUACCUCGUGGGCGUUUCGGACCCAGGCAGCCGGCCCGGCCAGCAAGGUGUGGUGGACCCGGCUCAGUUUUCACGCGCUUACCAAGCCAUCCAAGUGGCCUGCCAGAGCCUUCUGGACCCCGCCAGCAACCAGUCCCAGGUGCUGUCAGCAGCGACGAUCGUGGCCAAGCACACGUCGGCGCUGUGCAACGCGUGCCGCGUGGCCUCAGCGCGCACCCCCAACCCGGCCGCCAAGCGCCACUUUGUGCAGUCUGCAAAGGAGGUGGCCAACAGCACCGCCAACCUGGUGAAGACCAUCAAGGCACUGGAUGGGGACUUCUCGGAGGAGAAUCGGGAGCAGUGCCGAACGGCCACGAGCCCCCUCCUGGAGGCGGUCGAGAGCCUCGCCGCCUUCGCCUCCAACCCGGAGUUCGCCAGCGUCCCUGCCCACAUCAGCCCCCAGGGCCGCGAGGCGCGGGAGCCCAUCCUGGCUUCCGGGUGCUCCAUGCUGGAUGGGUCCAGCGCUCUCGUGCGGACCGCCCGCUCGCUUGCGCUCAACCCCAAAGACCCGCCGUCCUGGGCCAUCCUCGCUGGGCACUCGCGCCUCGUGUCCGACUCCAUCAAGAAGCUCAUCACCUCCAUCAGAGACCGUGCGCCUGGGCAGAGGGAGUGCGACGAGGCCAUCGACACGGUCAACGGCUGCAUCCGAGACAUCGACCAGGCAUCCAUGUCGGCCAUCAGCAACAACCUGUCGCCCCGAGAGGACGUCUCUGCUGAGGCCCUUCAGGAGCAGCUGAUGGCAGCCGUGCAGGACGUGGGCUCGCUGGUGGAGCCUGUGGCAAUGGCAGCUCAUGCCGAGGUCUCUCACCUGGGCGGCAAGGUGUCCCAGCUGGCAGGCCACUUUGAGCCGCUGACCCAGGCGGCUAUCGGGCUGGCCUCCCGGACGGGCACGCAGCCGCGGCAGAUGGCCAUCCUGGACCAGACCAAGACGCUGGCCGAGUCGGCGCUGCAGAUGCUGUACGCGGCAAAGGAGGGCGGAGGCAAUCCCAAGGAUUACUCGCUGCACAUUCACGGAUGGGACAACGGCCAUGCCUGUCCCCAGAUGGCGUCACAGGCCCACGCUGCCAUCGAGGAGGCCAGCCAGCUGAUGAGGGACGCGGUGGACGAUAUCCGUGCCACCCUCAACGAGGCGGGGUGUGACGGAGACGAGGUUAGCGGGAUGGUGGAGACGCUCACACGGUCCCUCAACCAGGAAGCGACUAAUGUCACCAAACGACAUGGCCAUUGCACGUUUCGUGAACAGUGCACUGUCACUAUAAAUAUGAAGCUGGAGGAGGGCUCCCCCGUGCAAGUGGAGGGCAGCUUUGUGGACUAUCAGACUGUCAUGGUGAAAACAGUGAAAGCCAUCGCGGUGACCGCACAAGAGAUGGUCACCAAGUCUGUGAGCAGCCCCGAGGAGCUGGGUCCACUGGCCAAUCAGCUGACUGUGGACUACGGCCAGCUGGCCCUGCAGAGCCGACCAGCUGCCGUUGCUGCCGAAAACGAGGAGGUCGGCACCCAAAUCCGCGGGCGUGUGCAUGAGCUGGGCCGCAGCUGCGUGCUGCUGGUGCAGCGGGCGGGCGCCCUGCAAGGCGACCCGGACGACGGCUUCGCCAAGCGGGAGCUGGUGGAGAGCGCUCGCCGCGUCACCGAGAAGGUGUCGCUGGUGCUGGCGGCGCUGCAGGCGGGAAACCGCGGCACCCAGGCGUGCAUCACGGCCGGCAGCGCCGUGUCGGGCAUCAUCGCAGACCUCGACACCACCAUCAUGUUCGCGUCGGCCGGCACGCUCAACGCCGAGGGGGAGGAGUCGUUUGCCGACCACCGGGAGAACAUCCUGAAGACAGCCAAGGCCCUGGUGGAGGACACCAAGAUGCUGGUGGCGGGGGCGGGCGCCAGCCAGGAGAAGCUGGCCCAGGCCGCGCAGUCCUCGGUUGCCACCAUCACCGACCUGGCUGAGGCCGUAAAGCUCGGAGCCGCGAGCCUCGGCUCCCACGACCCCGAGACGCAGGUGGUGCUGAUCAACGCGGUGAAGGACGUGGCCAAGGCUCUGGCGGAGCUUAUCAGCGCCACCAAAUCUGCGGCCGGAAAACCUUCGGAUGACGCUUCCAUGCACCAGCUCAAGGGAGCUGCCAAGGUGAUGGUGACGAACGUGACGUCGCUGCUCAAGACCGUGAAGGCCGUGGAGGACGAGGCGACCAGGGGAACGCGCGCCUUGGAGGCCACCAUCGAGUGCAUCAAGCAGGAGCUCACGGUGUUUGAGUCGAACGACAGACCGGUGGCCGCCUCCACGCCGGAGGAAUUCAUCCGCAUGACCAAGGGCAUCACGCUCGCCACGGCCAAAGCCGUCGCCGCCGGGAACUCGUGCCGCCAGGAGGACAUCAUCGCCACGGCCAACCUGAGCCGCAAGGCCAUCUCCGACAUGCUGUCCUCGUGCAAGAGGGCGGCGUACCACCCGGACGUGAGCGAGGACGUCCGCUCCAGGGCCCUGCGCUUCGGCCGCGAGUGCACCGUGGGCUAUCUGGAGCUGCUGGAACACGUGCUGGUGAUCCUGCAGCGACCCACGGCUGAGCUGAAGCUCCAGUUGGCUGCCUUCUCCAAACGCGUCGCCAACUCCGUCACCGAGCUCAUCCAAGCAGCCGAGGCCAUGAAAGGCACAGAGUGGGUGGACCCCGAGGACCCCACGGUUAUCGCGGAGGCCGAGCUGCUGGGAGCCGCUGCCGCCAUCGAGGCCGCGGCAAAGAAGCUGGAGCAGCUGAAGCCGCGUGCCAAGCCCAAGGAGGCGGACGAGUCACUCAACUUUGAGGAGCAGAUUCUGGAGGCGGCGAAGGCGAUCGCGGCGGCCACGAGCGCCCUCGUCAAGUCAGCCUCGGCCGCACAGCGGGAGCUCGUCGCUCAGGGCAAGGUCGGAGCCAUUCCCGCUAAUGCAGCAGAUGACGGGCAGUGGUCCCAGGGUCUCAUCUCAGCGGCACGCAUGGUGGCGGCCGCCACGAGCAGCCUGUGCGAGGCGGCCAACGCGGCCGUGCAGGGCCACGCGAGCGAAGAGAAGCUCAUCUCGUCCGCCAAGCAGGUGGCCGCCUCCACGGCGCAACUGCUCGUCGCCUGCAAGGUCAAGGCGGACGCCGACUCCGAGGCCAUGCGGCGGCUGCAAGCCGCCGGUAAUGCGGUCAAGCGAGCAUCCGACAACCUCGUGAGGGCUGCCCAGAAGGCAGCGUUCGAGCAGCAGGAGGAAACCAACGUCAUCGUCAAGUCGCACUUUGUGGGUGGCAUCGCGCAGGUUUUCAGAAAUGAGCUUUGCUCGUGGCGGAGUGGCAGCCUCGAGAACUAUAGUUACUCUUACAGUUACAAUUAUAAUAGCGGCGCAGGAGGAGAUGCUGAGAAAGGAGCGCGAAUUGGAGGAGGCCCGCAAGAAGCUGGCUCAAAUACGGCAGCAGCAGUACAAGUUCCUCCCCUCGGAGCUCCGGGACGACCAGGAAUGACCCAGAUGCACCCUAGCAUGGCCGACGCCGAUGCCACCUUGUGGCCGAACAGUCCCACUCUCUCCUCCACCAGUGCCAGCUCCUUGCUCUCCUCUGUGCCAAAAUCCCUUUUCGGUGACGCUGAAUGCCCGUCCUCCUUGUACGUUGCCACUCGUUUGUUUGUCAGUACGCAAGACAUGAAAGAUUUAGAAGCUCAGCUUGCCAGUCCGGUUGCUGGAACUUCAAAUCCUCUCCGUGCUGAGUUUGACCUCUUCUCCUCUCCCUCGGCCAAUUCUUGCCCUGACAUAAAUGUUCCCAUUGCCAAGUCCUCAGUGCCAGAUGCUGAAGAGUGCCACUCUGGUUCCACGUCUUUGAAAACUGAUGGUACCUCUUCAUAAACCGGUGUCUCCCCACCUCCUGUUUAGGUGGAAAGUCACCCAGUAAAGAUGCCAGCCACUAAAACCUGCAGUGCUUGUGGCUUUUAGCCAGUCUGUUGGCAAAAAUGAUGGAAAUGCUUAUUAUAGCUGAACUCUUUUGGCUGGUUUUAGUUUUGUAUUGUUGGGAAAAGUGUUUUAGUCAAAUAAAAACAGCACAAAUGCAGCUAGA